Messenger RNA from Caenorhabditis remanei, 1320 nucleotides. RefSeq lists its product as uncharacterized. Gene Ontology annotation, biological process: mRNA splicing, via spliceosome. Gene Ontology annotation, molecular function: protein binding. Bases 1 to 1320 code for a protein of 439 amino acids. The transcript has 9 exons. The record is from RefSeq and is a predicted model, not a curated record. NCBI's taxonomy places the organism in Eukaryota, Metazoa, Nematoda, Chromadorea, Rhabditida, Rhabditidae. Gene Ontology annotation, cellular component: precatalytic spliceosome.
AUGGCAUCUAUCGAAAUCGAAUCUUCAGAUGUAAUCCGACUUAUCGAACAAUUCCUGAAAGAAUCCAAUUUACACAGAACUUUGGCCGUUUUACAGGAAGAAACGAAUGUCUCAUUGAACACAGUCGACUCAAUUGACGCGUUCUGUAAUGAAAUUACGUCUGGAAAUUGGGAUAAUGUGCUCAAAAUUGUGCAAUCGUUGAAGUUGCCGGCGAAGAAGUUGAUUGAUUUGUAUGAGCAUGUAAUCAUCGAGUUAGUAGAGAUGCGUGAACUAGCGACCGCCCGUCUCGUCGCCCGUCAAACGGAUCCAAUGAUCUUAUUGAAACAAGUGGAUCCAGAUAGAUAUGCCCGUCUCGAAUCCCUAAUCAACCGCCCGUAUUUUGAUAGUCAAGAAGUUUAUGGAGAUAUAAGUAGAGAGAAGAGAAGAAAUGUCAUCUCACAGACAUUGUCUUCUGAAGUUCACGUCGUCGCACCGUCACGUCUUCUAUCACUUUUGGGACAAUCGUUGAAAUGGCAAUUGCAUCAGGGACUACUUCCACCUGGAACAGCUAUUGAUCUAUUUAGGGGGAAAGCGGCACAGAAAGAACAAAUUGAGGAGAGAUAUCCGACGAUGAUGGCAAGAACCAUCAAAUUCUCCACUAAAUCCUACCCAGAAUCGGCCGCUUUUUCACCAGAUGCCAAUUAUCUGGUAUCCGGAUCGAAAGACGGUUUCAUUGAGGUCUGGAAUUAUAUGAAUGGAAAAUUGAGAAAGGAUUUGAAGUAUCAGGCUCAAGACAACCUAAUGAUGAUGGACGCCGCAGUCCGUUGUAUGUCAUUCAGUCGUGAUUCUGAGAUGCUCGCCACCGGAUCCGUCGACGGAAAAAUCAAAGUUUGGAAGAUUGAGACGGGUGACUGUCUUCGACGAUUCGAUAGAGCUCAUACGAAUGGAGUGUGUGCUGUGAGAUUCUCAAAAGAUAACUCACAUGUUCUCUCAGGUGGAAAUGAUCAUAUUGUGAGAGUCCACGGAAUGAAGAGUGGAAAAUGUCUGAAAGAGAUGCGUGGACACACCAGCUACGUCACAGAUGUCCGAUAUUCUGACGAGGGAAAUCAUAUUAUCUCAUGCUCAUCGGACGGCUCAAUCCGUGUGUGGCAUGCGAAAUCCGGGGAGUGUCUGUCGACGUUCCGUGUUGGUUCCGAUGAUCAUCCGAUUCUGAAUGUUCUCCCAAUUCCGAAGAGUGAUCCACCUCAAAUGGUCGUUUGUAAUCGAUCAAAUACUCUUUAUGUCGUCAAUAUUUCUGGACAGCAAAAACUCCGCCUUAAAUCUCUGAAUUGGAGACUAUAA